Molecule: messenger RNA, 2477 nt
Organism: Vigna umbellata (rice bean)
Lineage: Eukaryota; Viridiplantae; Streptophyta; Magnoliopsida; Fabales; Fabaceae
Product: protein NRT1/ PTR FAMILY 4.5-like
Biological process (GO): transmembrane transport
Cellular component (GO): membrane
Molecular function (GO): transmembrane transporter activity
Source: RefSeq, a predicted model, not a curated record
ACGAAGACAAGCAGAUAGAUGGAGUGGAGUGGGGCAAGCAUGUUGGGUUGAUUAAGAUAAUUGAUUGAUUAAGCAUCCACAAUUAACAGCCUUAAGCCAGUUGUGCCUCCUAAUCAGUGAGUGUUGAGGGAUACCCUGUCAAGAAUACUACCCAAAUCUUUCUUUUCUGUUUUGGAUUUGAAAAUGCCAAACUAGUGAGCUAAGAGGCCUUGAAAAAGGAGGGACAGAGAGCAUGAUGAGUAGCAUGGAGGACAAUUAGUGAAGGAUACAGGGAAUCAAUUUAAGGUCAUGGAAAUUAUAAACUAGGCCCUCUUGUGCAUUUUGUGCUCAAAGUUGUUCUCUCUUUACCAUCUUUGUCUGAGCUCUAUCUUUUUCUCGAAAGCUUCCUUUUUCGGCUAUAUGUUCAUAAACACCAUUUCCCCUGAACACUCCAUUCCUGUCUAAAACACACUUUCUCCAAAAUCUCUAGAAUGGCUGACCAUGAUGCCAAAGAAGAACAAAGGCCCCUCAACCAAUGGAAGAGAAGCAAAGGAGGAUUCAUGGCUUCCAUGUUCAUUUUUGUCUUGUCAGCAUUGGACAACAUGGGUUUUGUGGCAAACAUGGUGAGCAUAGUCCUAUACUUUUAUGGAGUGAUGCACUUUGAUCUGGCCAGCUCAGCCAACACCCUCACAAACUUUAUGGGUUCAACCUACUUGCUUUCCCUCGUUGGAGGCUUCAUCUCAGAUACUUACUUGAACAGAUUCAUCACAUGCUUGCUUUUCGGAUCACUGGAGGUUCUGGCUUUGGCAAUGCUCACAGUUCAGGCUGCUUCAAGUCAUUUACACCCUGAAGCCUGUGGCAAAUCAAGCUGCGUCAAGGGUGGCAUAGCAGGGAUGUUUUACACAUCACUGUGCUUGUUGGCAUUGGGAAUGGGAGGGGUGAGAGGAUCCAUGACUGCAUUUGGUGCUGACCAAUUUGAUGAGAAGGAUCCAACUGAGGCAAAAGCCCUUGCCAGUUUUUUCAACUGGCUUUUGCUGAGUUCAACAGUGGGAGCAAUAACAGGAGUCACUGGUGUUGUGUGGGUUAGCACCCAAAAAGCAUAGCAUUGGGGUUUUUUCAUAAUAACCAUUGCUUCCUCUGUUGGGUUUGUGACCCUUGCUCUUGGUAAGACAUUCUACCGCAUCAAAACUCCAGGAGACAGCCCCACUUUGAGAAUUGCUCAGGUUAUUGUUGUGGCUUUUAAGAACCGAAAGUUGUCACUGCCGGAGUCACAUGGAGAACUAUAUGAAAUCAGUGAUAAAGAUGCUACAACAGAAAAGAUUGCCCACACCAACCAAAUGAGGUUUCUAGACAAAGCGGCAAUUAUCCAAGAAAACUCAAAACCCGAAGCAUGGAAAGUGUGCACAGUGACACAAGUUGAAGAGGUGAAGAUCCUAACAAGAAUGUUACCGAUAGUAGCCAGUACCAUUAUACUGAACACUUGUAUGGCACAGCUUCAAACAUUCUCAGUUCAACAAGGGAAUAUAAUGAACCUGAAACUUGGGUCCCUCACAGUGCCUGCACCAUCCAUUCCCGUUAUCCCCCUUGUCUUCAUAAGUGUCCUAGUUCCAUUGUAUGAAUUAUUUUUUGUGCCAAUUGCAAGAAAAAUCACUCACCACCCUUCAGGCAUAACACAGCUCCAAAGGGUAGGGGUGGGGUUGGUACUCUCAGCAAUAUCAAUGGCAGUGGCUGGGGUUGUGGAAGUGAAAAGAAGGGACCAAGGAAGGAAAGACCCUUCUAGGCCUAUAAGCCUAUUUUGGCUUUCAUUUCAGUAUGGUAUAUUUGGCAUUGCGGAUAUGUUCACCCUUGUGGGAUUAUUGGAAUUCUUUUACAGGGAAUCACCUGCUAACAUGAAAUCACUUUCAACCUCUUUCACGUGGUUGUCUACAGCUCUUGGUUACUUCUUGAGCACAGUCUUUGUCAAUGUCAUCAAUGCUGUCACCAAAAGGAUCACUCCAAGCAAACAAGGGUGGUUGCAUGGCUUCGACUUGAACCAAAACAACCUUAACUUGUUCUAUUGGUUCCUAGCCACCCUCAGUUGCCUUAACUUUUUUAACUACCUCUAUUGGGCCUCAAAAUACAAGUACAAAUGUGAAGACUCCGGUCCAGGUUUUAAGGCUUUGGGUGAAAUGCCUCUCAAAAGGGUUGAGAGAAAAGAAGAUUACGGCAGUGAUAGAGAAUGAAAGGAAGCAAAAAGGAUUAUCAGUGGAUAUUCAAUAGAAUAAGCAUGUAUAAGAGGCUGCUAUGAUGUACUGAGCUUGGGAUGUGGAAGUAGUUAACUAGUGCUUGAAAUCUCUAUUGUGCUAUGUUUGCUUGUAUGCUUGAUUUCUUUUUGUUGCCUCUGGAACUGUGUCCAGACUUUCAAAGGUUUUCUUUUUUAACUUGUUUCUUUUUCCAUUUAAGCUCAUUCACCUGGUUUUGUUAUAGCCUAAUGGCCAUUAAGCGAUGUUAGUUUAAUA